Messenger RNA from Myxocyprinus asiaticus (Chinese sucker), 1992 nucleotides. RefSeq names its product histone deacetylase 2-like. The transcript is spliced from 14 exons. Gene Ontology annotation, molecular function: histone deacetylase activity. The record is from RefSeq and is a predicted model, not a curated record. Bases 131 to 1585 code for a protein of 484 amino acids. NCBI's taxonomy places the organism in Eukaryota, Metazoa, Chordata, Actinopteri, Cypriniformes, Catostomidae.
CAGUUACUCCUCCCUCUUUACCCCAUUUCUAUCUUUCUCUCUUUCAUUAGGGGCAUUAGCGUCUAUUAUCCACUAUUUACUGUUGUAUUUUUAUUUUUAUACGGGUGUGUGAUUAUUCUGCACAGUGGUCAUGGCGUACACCCUGCAGAGCGGCACUAAGAAGAAAGUCUGUUAUUAUUAUGACGGGGAUAUUGGAAAUUAUUAUUAUGGACAGGGCCAUCCGAUGAAGCCCCACAGAAUCCGCAUGACUCAUAACCUCCUGCUGAACUACGGCCUGUACAGGAAGAUGGAGAUUUAUAGACCUCAUAAAGCCAUCGCAGAAGAGAUGACCAAGUACCACAGCGACGACUACAUCAAAUUUCUGCGCUCCAUUCGGCCAGACAACAUGUCAGAGUUUAGCAAGCAGAUGCAACGUUUUAAUGUAGGAGAGGAUUGCCCAGUCUUUGAUGGUCUAUUUGAGUUCUGCCAGCUCUCCACUGGAGGUUCUGCAGCUGGUGCUGUGAAGUUGAACAGGCAGCAGACUGACAUUGCAGUAAACUGGGCCGGUGGUCUUCAUCAUGCUAAGAAAUCGGAAGCAUCAGGAUUCUGCUACGUCAAUGACAUUGUUCUCGCCAUUCUGGAACUGCUCAAGUAUCACCAGAGGGUGCUGUAUAUCGACAUUGAUAUUCAUCAUGGUGAUGGCGUAGAGGAGGCAUUUUACACCACUGACCGAGUGAUGACUGUGUCCUUCCACAAAUAUGGAGAAUAUUUUCCUGGCACAGGAGACCUGCGGGAUAUUGGUGCAGGAAAAGGGAAAUAUUAUGCAGUAAACUUCCCUCUGAGAGAUGGAAUUGAUGACGAGUCAUACGAACAGAUAUUUAAACCUGUGAUGUCUAAAGUGAUGGAAAUGUACCAGCCCAGUGCAGUGGUGUUACAGUGUGGUGCAGACUCUCUCUCAGGAGACAGAUUGGGCUGCUUCAACCUCACCAUCCGCGGCCAUGCGAAAUGUGUGGAGUACAUAAAAUCGUUUAACCUGCCGUUAAUGAUGUUGGGUGGUGGGGGCUACACCAUCCGUAAUGUGGCUCGCUGUUGGACAUACGAGACAGCCGUGGCCUUGGACACAGACAUACCUGACGAGCUGCCAUAUAAUGACUACUUUGAAUAUUUUGGUCCUGACUUCAAACUGCACAUCAGUCCAUCCAACAUGACCAAUCAGAACACACAGGAGUACAUGGACAAGAUCAAGCAGCGUUUGUUUGAGAACUUGCGAAUGCUUCCUCACGCUCCUGGUGUCCAGAUGCAGGCCAUUCCAGAAGACAGUGUUCCAGACGACACAGUAGAUGAAGACAUGGAGGACCCAGAUAAACGCCUUUCCAUCCGUGCAUCUGAUAAGAGAAUUGCCUGUGAUGAGGAGUUCUCUGACUCUGAAGAUGAAGGAGAGGGCUGUCGCAGAAAUGUUGUCAAUCACAAGAAGGGAGCCAAAAGAACUCGUAUAGAGGAGGAGAAGAAAGAGGCAGAAGAGAAGAAAGCUGAGGAGAAAGAAGAGGAAAACUCAGAAAAGACUGAUGCAAAAAGUGUGAAGACUGAACAGACGAGCAGUACCUGAGAUGGCCCUAGGGGAUGAAUACAUGCACACUCAGGCUCUUAGAGCAGAGAGCGUUCCUUCACCCUUUUUUGGACUUGACUCUUAAGCAUUAUAUUUAUUACUCUGUGUUUAGACGAGUGUUUGCCAGUAAAGUUCCCUUUGUAUCAUUGUGACCUAUUGGAUCUUGAAGCAGCUGACAGCAUUUAGAGCUCUAACUCUGCCUGUCUCUCUCUUUUUCACCUUUUCCUCCUUCCUCCGAGAAGCCCGUUUCUCUCACCAGGCCGCCGGGGUUAUUUUUUGGAAUAAAGUUUGGAAUCUGUUUUGUACAUGUUUGAGAGAGCAUAAUGUGGAUCUCCUGAUGACAUUUUGAUUUCUUAUUUGUUUAAAUUUGAUAUUUUGUAUUUGAAUAUUAAAAUUGUUUUAUAAUA